AUGGAAUGUAUGGAGAACGCCCAUCAUUUAUGGACUAAGAGUCGUCUCAGCGAAAAAGACGGGAACGAAAGCAAUCAGGGGGCUAUGGAGAUGCUAUUUCGGAGCUGCAGAGUAUUGCAAAAACCCGCAAGUCCUUGGAUUUGUCAUUCCUGUCAAGCUUUUAGUUCGGCUCCUGCGCUGUUCUCCGGUCACAACAAGUGGUCGACAAUCAAGCAUGACAAGGCCAAAAAUGACAGAGCAAAGAGCAAGGAGCGCCAAAUGAUGAGCAAAGAAAUUAGCAGUGCAACACAAUUAUGGGGCGCCGAUCCGAAAUACAAUCCUCGUCUGACACUUGCCCUUUCCAAUGCGAAGCGUGCCUCUAUUCCAAAAAUAAUCAUUGAAGCUGCGAUUGCUCGAGGACAGGGGCUUAGCGUAACAGGACAAGCAUUGGAAUCCCUAACGAUCGAAGCAAUGCUCCCCGGCUCAGUGGCGGCUGUGAUCGAGUGCCAAACCGAUCAAAAAGCGCGUGUACUUCAAGACAUUCGACAUUCAAUCAAAACUUAUGGGGGAACGGUGACGCCCACAACAUUUUUGUUCGAGAAAAAGGGAAGAGUGGCCAUGGAAGCAAAGGAGGGCUUGAACCCGGAUGACUACUUGGACCAAGCUAUUGAGGCUGGCGCAACUGAUAUCAUAACGGAUGAAGAGGGCCGCCUGGUCAUCUUUACUGACCCAUCGGAGACUAAGAAGGUCGGCGAGACAUUUUCGAAAUCAGCAGGCCUUACAAUUGAGGAGCUGGAGAUGUUCUGGGACCCAAACCAGGAUACCCUAGUGGAGGUGCAAGAUGAGGAACAGGCCAAAGCGAUCGAUAACCUUCUUGGUUCCUUGCGCGACGACCCGAGUGUCCAAGAUAUAUACUUGAACACUACAGAGAAAUUAUGA
Penicillium angulare is the source of this 918-nucleotide messenger RNA. Its product is annotated as post-initiation translation factor DPC29. Gene Ontology annotation, cellular component: mitochondrion. Lineage: Eukaryota; Fungi; Ascomycota; Eurotiomycetes; Eurotiales; Aspergillaceae. Bases 1 to 918 code for a protein of 305 amino acids. The record is from RefSeq and is a predicted model, not a curated record. The transcript has 2 exons.